Molecule: messenger RNA, 270 nt
Organism: Fulvia fulva
Lineage: Eukaryota; Fungi; Ascomycota; Dothideomycetes; Mycosphaerellales; Mycosphaerellaceae
Exons: 2
Coding region: 1-270 (89 amino acids)
Molecular function (GO): protein binding
Source: RefSeq, a predicted model, not a curated record
AUGCGGCAAGCCUUCAUCAAGGCCCACCGAAUCAUCCCUGCCUCCAGCUCAGACUGGGUUCUCAAAGCUUGUGCUGGCGGCUUCAAGGAAGGACAAAGCCCAACCGUCACCCUCGAAGAUGACGACGAAGACGAUGUCGCCAGCGUGAUCGAGUUCUGCUACACCUUCACCUACGCCGAAGCCAGGCCAGAAGACUGCGGACCCAUGACAAAGGCUCUGCGCAUGUUCUCGAUGGGCGACAAAUACCUCAUCGACAACCUCACGAAGUAG